Molecule: messenger RNA, 1521 nt
Organism: Cucurbita maxima (winter squash)
Lineage: Eukaryota; Viridiplantae; Streptophyta; Magnoliopsida; Cucurbitales; Cucurbitaceae
Product: CRIB domain-containing protein RIC7-like
Exons: 4
Coding region: 476-1120 (214 amino acids)
Source: RefSeq, a predicted model, not a curated record
UCCCAACCGCUGUUCCCGCGCUUUCACAAAACAGGCAUUGAAAACCUGCGCUAAGAUUAGCUCAUCAAUCUGCGUUUUCCAUUCGGAUUUCUACGCCUCCCUCUCCGUAGUUCCGUCAUAAUCGAUUCCUCUCCUAACUAACCAGGUUUUGAUUGACUGGUCUCCGGCUUCCGUUUCCCCCACCAUUUUCCUUUUCCGGCCACCGUCGAUCAAAACCUGCCCAUUUCCUCCCCCUUUUCUCUUACGUCUACCUUCCUUAAUCUUACGCUCAACCGGGUUUCACUCUUGUUCUCUAAUCUCACUUUUAUUUGCAAAUCACGCUUUGAAUUAAGCUGUAAUUGUGAAUUUUGCUUGAAUCGCAGGCGGAGGACCAUUCAUUAUUUAGGUUGGAGUUUUUUCAUUUUUUUUUUCCUUUCCUCUCGAGAUCGGGUAGUUAAGGGUUUCAGUUUAUAGCUAAUCGGAAGACGAAAGAAAAAUGGGUACCUCUGUUAAGGGCCUCAUGAAAGGAAUUAAAUACAUUUCACAGAUUUUCGAUGAAAAAGAACAGGAAAUGCAGAUUGGGCUUCCCACUGAUGUUAAGCAUGUCGCUCACAUUGGAUGGGAUGGUCCAUCUGCUAAUCAGAAUAAUACACCUACCUGGAUGAACGAGUUCAAAUCUUCGCCACAAUCCCAAAACUCAGGCGAUUUGGCUAAUUCUACUGGGGAACUUGCUCUUUCUUCUGUCCGAGAAUCUGGAGAGCUAGAUGUGAAAAAGGAAGGUCGAGCUCCAAGGUCAAAACGCCAAACUUCAACAGACUCUUCCUCAUCCUUAGACUCUUCUUCUGCUCGGCGGAACUCGGAGAAGAACUCCAGGCGACAGCGAUCAUCAUGCCCCUCAGGUGACUCGGGACCCCAGGAAGGUAGUUCGUGCAAGGAAGGUAGUUCGCGACAUGCACGACGUCGUCGUGGUUCAGCUCCCGGAAAUGAAACAAGCACAGAAAAUCCUGUCCCAAAACAUUCUCAUCGGAGGAAAUCUAAGGGGUCAUCGGACGGUGGUGAAUCAUCAAAAUCAAGAAACAACGACUCUUUAACAGACAUAACUCUACCAGUUUUGGAAGCAGUGGACGAAGAGAAGGGAUGAGCAGAAUUCCAGACAAGGAACUACUAAACGGCAUUUCAAAUGGUUCCUUGCCCCAAUAAGGACCAAAUUUUGUUACCUUGGAGAUGAAAUGAUUUUAGCUUCAGUAAUCGGUUAUUGUUUUACUACCAAGCAGAAGGGUGUUCUGUAACAUGAGCGAACAGCCAUUUCUUGAAAAUAAUGUCCCACAUGUAAUCUGAAAUUUGGAUUUCUACAUUGUUCAGCAUCCCUUUUCAAUGCAGUGGGGUUUAGUAUGAUCAUCAUAAACCACUGUUAUUGACAGAAGCUUUGUAGUCACAAUAACAGCACUUAGAUAGAGCUUAUUACUUCGUCAAAUUUGUUGCACUUUUGUGCACCAUAUGAAACAUUUCAUCUCUCAAGUAAUACAACUCUCUUUACGUCUA